Messenger RNA from Miscanthus lutarioriparius, 873 nucleotides. The record is from the annotation of a GenBank genome assembly. NCBI's taxonomy places the organism in Eukaryota, Viridiplantae, Streptophyta, Magnoliopsida, Poales, Poaceae.
AUGCCCACUUCAUCAAGCAUGAUUAGUGAUUAUCAAGUUCCUGAAAGCAUGUUCCAAGAGCAACAACAUGACAACAUUCCCAGUCAACAAGGUCACCUUGUCAAGUACUCCUGUGUAGACAAAGAAGGACAUAGGAGCGCAGGUGGUGUGAAGAAAUCUAACAAGCCAGAGAUGGUAAAGGGGAAAACUAGAAUACCAGAGGCGGACAAGAACAUUGUUGGAAGAUCAAUAGCAGAUACUGCUGACUCAAAUGCUGUUGACCAAAAUAAGCAAGCAUCCACUAUGCCAGGGUCAGGAUCCUACAGUCUUGGUGGGUCCGACUGGAGAAAGCAACAUGUUGAUGGCAAAAUUAGCCAGAAUAACUCCGAUGGCAAAAAGAGGGAAAGGGAGAAUGAUUAUUCAUGUACUAUCAGCAUGAACUGUAAUCAAAUAUUAGAGGGCGACAUCACUAGUCCUGACAAGCAGUCGUCUCAAAAUCAUGUGUCUAGCAAAAUAAACGUCCAAGACAAGACAAAAGGUAUGCAUACGAGUGAUGAGGACAAUAUUGUGAAAGAAUCCAUUGACUCUGUUGUUCUGGAGAAGUCGUCCUGCUGCUCUGAUCCUGGUAUCAAGAUCAGAGAUAUCAAUAUUAUUACAUAUAAUGAUGGUGGUGUUGAUCAGAUCUGGGCCCUUUGGGAUAACAUUGAUCGUAUGUCAAGAUCCUUUAUGAUAAAAUGUGUUGGUCAUUCGAAGUGUUUAUAUUGGAUGAAGUUCUAUCCACUGUCUGAAGAAGAGAAAGAAUGGAACAACAAAAGUUUGCUAGUUACUUGUGGAAAGCUUAGGAGAAAAAGUCAGUAUAUUAGAAUACAGUUCCUUGUAUUCUCGUACUGUUGA